UUUAUUAUUCUAUAAACGUAUUUGCGGGUUCAACUAUUAUUAUGUUAUAUCAGAGAACAGUGAAAUUACAGUGUAAUUUCACUGUUCCCUGGUUAUACGUAUAGUCGUUGCUUAUUAAGCUACUAUACAGCGUCGUUUCAGCUUCAAUAAUAUUUCAAGGAAAAUGGCAUCAUUAAAAGGAAAAGUUGCUUUAAUAACUGGGGCAAGUUCUGGGAUAGGAGCAGCCGUAGCUCGACACUUUGCAUCGUUAGGCUGUUACUUGUCGCUAACUGGUAGGAAUGAAGAAAGGCUGAAUGGCGUUGGGAAAGACUGUCAGCAAUGGGGACUGCAGGCAGAUCAGAUUCUGCUGCAAACUGGUGAGAUGAGCAGUGACGCUGACCUAGAGAGGAUUGUGCUCGAGACCGUCGAACGGUUCGGCCGGCUUGACGUUCUGGUAAACAACGCUGGCAUCGCUAAACUCAGAAAUCUUGAAAGAAGUACAAUGGAAAUAUUUGAUAUCACCAUGGAUGUUAACGUGAGGGCGGUGUUCCACCUGACUAAAUUGGCCUCGCCACAUCUAAUAAAAACAAAGGGAACUAUUGUGAAUGUUUCAAGCGUCGUAAGCAAAGUGCCGAGCUGUAAUACUUUUUACAGUAUGUCAAGAUACAUGGUAGAUCAGCUAACAACAAACACCGCUGUUGAAUUAGCACCGUAUGGAGUUCGAGUGAAUUCUGUUUGUCCUGGUAUUAUCCACACUCCAGCUUUUGAGAGGAAAGGCAUGAAAUGGGAAAAGGUACGUGAGAUCAGCAAACGCAGACAUCCAUUAAGCCGACAUGGAGAGGACACCGAGGUUGCAUCCGCAAUCGCGUUUCUAGCUUCAGAUAACGCGGCAUCUAUAACAGGGCAUCACUUGCCAAUAGAUGGCGGGAGACACUGUAUGCCCGGCAGUCCAAUUGAUGCUACUUAGUAAUGAUGAUUGAUUGAUUCAUUCAUUCAUUGAACAAUUCAAUUGAUACCGACUGAUACAUUGGUUGAUUUAUUAUCGUAUUAUAUAAUAUAAUAUAGUAAUAUUUAUUGAAUUAUUAUUGUAUUAUAAGAAUGAUAAAACUGUCAUUAUUUAUUACAGUAUUAAUAUUAUUGUUAUUAAGUACUAUUAGUCAUGUUUUCUAAUGGAAUAUAUUAUUAUAGUAACUUUAAUAAUGAUAAUCAAUAAUGAACAUUCACUGUACAAAUUUGUGUAUACACCCGCAGUGGUAAACUCUCAGUAUUUUGUGUUGUAAGGCUAAGAAAUUAGCUGUCAAAAAUUAAACUUUUCGUGAAUGAAUAUUGAA
Messenger RNA from Anneissia japonica, 1310 nucleotides. RefSeq names its product 3-oxoacyl-[acyl-carrier-protein] reductase FabG-like. The coding region runs from base 164 to 946 and encodes 260 amino acids. The transcript is spliced from 9 exons. NCBI's taxonomy places the organism in Eukaryota, Metazoa, Echinodermata, Crinoidea, Comatulida, Comatulidae. The record is from RefSeq and is a predicted model, not a curated record.